AUGAAGCACCUGCCACUGAUGCUCGAAGGCUCCGCUCGGGCAUGGCUGACACAGCUACCCCCGGGUAGCAUAUUCUGUUGGGAUGAUUUGGCGAGAGUGUUCGUCAAAACCUUUGAAGGCUCUUACAAGAGACCAGGUGGUUUGGCCGAGUUACAACACUGCGUACAGAGGCAGAACAAAACACUCCGUGAGUUCAUUCAGCGGUGGACCACCUUACACAAUACGGUGGAGAACGUCACCGAGCACGAGGCGAUCUGCGCCUUCAUGGCCGGAGUCAGAUACCGAGAGUUGAACAUGAAGUUCGGCCAAACUGAAACCCCGAGUCUCAGUCGGGCUGUGGAGAUAGCCAAUCUAUAUGCCAACAGUGAAGAGGAAGACAGACUGAUAAGCGGCAAAAUCCGAGCAGCCAAUGCUCAUCAGUCGGACAACAACAAGGGCAAGAAGCACAAGGGGAAGGCUGAAGCUGGAGGCAGUGUUGAGGCUGCGGCCCUGGACAACCAAGGCAAAAGCAAAGGCUCCCAAAAUACAAAGAAAGACUGGAAGGGGAAGAAGCAAGUCACCCUGAAGAGUGACAUCCUCGAUGAACCUUGCUAG
Messenger RNA from Aegilops tauschii subsp. strangulata, 594 nucleotides. Lineage: Eukaryota; Viridiplantae; Streptophyta; Magnoliopsida; Poales; Poaceae. The record is from RefSeq and is a predicted model, not a curated record.